This is a messenger RNA of Phragmites australis (common reed), 1710 nucleotides long. Its product is annotated as 8-amino-7-oxononanoate synthase. The transcript has 11 exons. Bases 133 to 1485 code for a protein of 450 amino acids. The record is from RefSeq and is a predicted model, not a curated record. Gene Ontology annotation, biological process: biosynthetic process. Lineage: Eukaryota; Viridiplantae; Streptophyta; Magnoliopsida; Poales; Poaceae. Gene Ontology annotation, molecular function: pyridoxal phosphate binding.
UAGGGCGCAGUCGCUCACCCAUCUCCCACCAAACAGUUCCUACUUGCAGGCUGCGGCACGUCUCCUUGUCGCUCUGCUCUGUGCGCGCUCGGUCGCCGUCCCGGCCUUGAGCCCCGCCCCCUGUUCGGCGAAAUGGCGCAGUGGGACGAGCUCGUGGACGCCGCUCUCGCGAGGCUGGAAGCCAGGAGCCUUCUGCGCGCCACGCGCCCCAUUGCGCUCGCGCUGCCGCCCGCGGCCCCGUGCACCUUCGCCGGCCUCGGGCCCUGGGACCGCGCCGCCGUUGAGAUCCGGCUCGACCGCGACACCUUACAGCAAUGGCUGGCCGAAGGUGGUGAGGCGAGUGGCCAGGAAGAUGAAUUGGACGGGAAUCUGAUUCUCUUCUCCGGGAAUGACUACAUGGGCCUCAGCUCGCACCCGGCAAUCCGUGAGGCUGCAGCGAAGGCAGCUCAAGAAUACGGCAUGGGGCCGAGAGGCUCUGCGUUGAUCUGUGGGUAUACUACUUACCACAAAUUGGUGGAGGAAUCGCUGGCAGAAUUGAAGAAAAAAGAGGAUUGUCUUCUUUGCCCCACCGGAUUUUCUGCAAACAUGGCUGUGAUGAUUGCUUUGGGGAGCAUCAGCUCCCUUUUGGCUCCUGGGAGAAAACCUGCAGACGACGAGCGAAUCGCUAUUUUCUCAGAUGCGCUGAACCAUGCUUCAAUCAUUGAUGGGAUUCGCCUUGUGGAGCGACAGCAAGAAGCUGUAGUGUUUGUCUACAAGCACUGUGACAUGUCCCAUCUUGAUUUCUUGCUGUCCAGCUGCUCAAUGGAAAAGAAAGUUGUUGUCACAGAUAGCCUGUUCAGCAUGGAUGGUGAUUUCGCUCCAUUCCCUGAACUUGUCAAAUUACGCAGAAAGUAUGGAUUUUUGUUGGUCAUCGACGAUGCGCAUGGGACACUUGUUUGUGGUGAGAAUGGUGGUGGUGCAGCUGAGCUGUUCGGAUGUGAAAAUGACAUUGACAUAGGUGUUGGCACCCUAAGCAAGGCUGCUGGCUGCCAGGGUGGUUUUAUAGCAUGCAGCACUAGAUGGAAGAGGCUAAUUCAAUCACGGGGGCGCUCAUUCAUAUUUUCAACUGCUUUGCCAGUGCCAGUAGUUGCUUCUGUGCAUGCGGCCCUCUUUGUCUCACGGAAGGAGAAAUGGCGGAGAUCAGUGAUCUGGGGGCAUGUGCAGUAUUUUGCUUCUUUGACCAAACUCGACAUAGCUAGCCCCAUCAUUUCCAUUGUAGUUGGAAGUGAAAAGGCAGCGCUCAAGGCUGGCAGGCAUCUGCUAAGAUCUGGAUUUCAUGUUACACCAAUCCGACCACCCACAGUUCCACCCAACUCAUGCAGGUUGCGAAUUACUCUUAGUGCUUCUCACUCCUCGGAUGACAUCAAAAGGCUGGUCGAUGCACUCACGCCCUGGCUCCCUGUCAAACAUGCUGAGCAGAGUUACGCCACAGCGUCAAAACUCUAAGCAACGAUCUAUCUGAGAGUUCAGAUUCAAGCUUGAGGAAGUAACACUAGCUAAGAGCCUUCUGGAUCAUAUGAGGAAGAAGCGGAUAAGUUCGCGUUGAACAACACGAUUAUUCAUACCAUUCAUCUAUGUUUGUAUCACGGCAAAAACUUUUCCAGAACUGUUGUGGUCUCACGAGGCAUACAUCCCUUGCCGUUUAUAAAAAGACUUGUCUGAUUGGUAGGA